AUGUUCGCAGGCUCGGCUUGUGUGCGAGGAAACAUGAGCAGGGUGACAUAUUCAGAGUCCCGGGCGGAGUGGCGCAGGUCGCCGGAUAAAGCUGCAGAAGAGCCGGAGCUGCGCGAGUUUGGGCAUAAGAUCUCCAGCGGGGAACAUGAGAGUGGGGAAUGGGCUAGAGGCAACGGGAUUACUGUUCUACACCGCGGACUGAUUCAGGAGCAGCCCGGGACAGGAGAGACAAUUGCGCACUGUGACGCAUCCGAAGGGAUAUUUUCAUUUUUGCGCAAUUCGAGGACUAUCUGGCCAAAGAUGAACGCCAUUGUGUUCAACAAGCUGAGUGGCCAGGUUCUGUUUGAGGAUAAGGCCAACGAGGUGGAGAUGAGCAGCAGAAAUUACUUGGAAGUCAUGGACGGACAACAUCCGGAUCUCCUCUCCAGCAACCAGGCUCUUAUGGACAACCAAGCCAUCAGACACAGACGGAACGGGGGUCGACCCGGUGGCAGCAAAGUGCGACACAAGCGUCAGGCCCUGCAAGACAUGGCGCGACCUCUCAAGCAAUGGCUGUACAAGCACCGAGACAACCCUUACCCCACCAAGACGGAGAAGAUCCUGCUGGCUCUGGGUUCACAGAUGACCCUUGUCCAGGUUUCCAAUUGGUUCGCCAAUGCCAGGAGGCGGCUGAAGAACACGGUGAGGCAGCCUGACCUAAGCUGGGCGCUUAGGAUCAAACUCUAUAACAAGUAUGUUCAAGGCAACGCUGAGAGACUGAGCGUCAGCAGCGACGACAGCUGUUCAGAUGAUGGAGACAACCCUCAGAGGACCCAGAGCGGCGCCGUAGAGCUCACUAAGCCUAUGUACCAGAGUGUCAUCAAGAAAGAAGGCUCUGCCAUGAUGGGCAUGGCCAUGGGGAUGGGAACGGGGAUACGCUCGGCCACCGAAGCCGCCUCGCUGGCAGACGACUACGUAUCCCCGCCGAAAUACAAGAGUAGUUUGUUGCAUCGCUAUCUUAACGACUCACUGCGCCACGUCAUGGUGGCCAACGCCGUCAUGGACGCUCGCAAGAGGAACCACUCGGGCUCCUUCAGUUCCAACGAGUACGACGAUGAUCUGCUCUCGCCGACCUCCUCAGAGGCUGAGGCAAACUUUGUUUAUCGGGCUGAAACCACAGAGCAUGGAUCAAGUAAAUAUGACAAUGGUGGCGUCAGAGCUGAACAGAAGGAGAAGGUGAAGGGCAAAGACGAGACGUACUGGAAGGAGAUCAAUGCCGCCAUGGCCUUGACCAAUAUGGCGCAGGGGAAGGACAGUACCUCCGGGACCACCAGCUGCAUCAUCCAAAAGUCUUCCCAUAUAGCAGAAAUCAAGACUGUUAAAGUGCCACUUGUGCAUAAUUAUUAGCUCUGAGCUGAGCCUCCCUACACUAUGCAAACAUUCCUGUUUGAGCAAACAAAUCAUAAGAGGACUAUUUGAAAGGACAAAGAAACAUUUUGGUGGUUGAAAGUGUCUUCAAAAGGACUCAUUAUGUUGUGCGGACAUGCAAAAGUAUUGACAAGUUGUACUGCAGUAUUUACUAUGACAAGACACUUUUUUUUUUUGUAAUAUUAACUUAUUUUUCGAAUGACUUUCCCCACCUAUUUUUUUAUGCUCAAUGUGUAUUUUGCCAAAGUGACUUUUGCUCUUGUCAGUGCAAAGUACAGAUACUAGUAGUGCCUCUUUGAUAUGUGUGAAGGAUUAUUUGACCAAUGUUUAGAGUCACUGUCGUGAUACAGGAAGUGGAAACAUGUGCCUUGAAAGACUGAAUGAGGUCAUCAAUCAUUACACAUGCAGACACACACGCACCAAGCCACAGACAAAUAUAUCAUGUGCUAACACUUUGUUACAAAACAACCUAAAGUAGUUCCUUGAAGGUGUCCUUUGUAUUUUGACUAGAAUCCUCCAUUAGACUGUAAACCGAACCAUAUUUUGUCGGUGCUGGCAGCCCAACAAUGACAGUUAGGUACGCAGAUACGCAGCGCUAACGUGAGCAACCCACCGAUAAGGAACUAAGGGAUGCAUCUCAUCCUUGGAUUGUAUUUCAUUAGUGAUGACGCUCCCUUCUUAUCGGAACAAAACAUACAAAAGCUGGACCCAAAUCAAGGUACACUCCCACGUGCAGUGACACAAAUAUGCACAUGAUGUAAACUCGACCUGACCUAUAAAGGGAUGUUUUUUUUAUACAUUAUCAGUGUUUUACAUAGACGGCAUUGCCUUUUCACAUUUUUCAUGGGGUGAAAAAAUUAAAUACAUGCAAACGCCCACUGCCCUGCUUCAUCCUCAGCUGUUUAGCAUUACAUUCAAAUUGCUGUUUACAAGAAGCUGGAGGACAAGCUUAAACAUUCGACUUUGACCCCGUCUUUAUUUGUUUGUCUUUACAUGCGUGCAUUGCAUUAGUAGCUCAGUUUAAAUAUUUUGUUAUUUCUGAUCUGUACAUGUGCGGUUGUUGAAGUAUGUUUUUGAUCAGGCUCCUGUACUUGGUUGUGCAUAAGCCUUCCACUUUAAGGGCUUCUUCGAUAUUUGAUGGAAAUUUGUUCUUUCAUAGUAAUUUCAAAAAUGUUCACAAAUUCAAGUCUGACAAACUGGAAAAUCUAAAUCUGAUUUUUUGUGGGGUUAUUUUUACAUUCAAGGUACUGUUUGUGUGUGUCAUUAUGAAGGAGUAUUUUGGCCGCAAUGGAAAGAAAGAAAAUAAUAUUAACUAGGCCUUCAAGCAGGACUGAACGGGGCCUUGCAGUUUGGUGCAACUCGGACAGCACGCAGCUCAACAUGGUGUCAGAUCGUCUCCCUCUCAUCAUAUCAUGAGAACCUAACGUGCUUGAAACUCACCUUUUUUUGAGUGUCUGACAAAGAUGUUUUUGUAUAUACUGACAUGAGAAAUACAAUCACAUACCUAGGUGAAAAAAAUCUCUAUUGAAGCGGGUCCUACAAAAAUGGAGUUGCUCAUGAGCUGUGCAGCCACGCCCUUAUUCAAAACUAGGGUUGUUCCGAUCAUGUUUUUUUUCUCCCGAUCCGAUCAUUUUAGUUUGAGUAUCUGCCGAUCCCGAUAUUUCCCGAUCCGAUUGCUUUUUUUUUUUGCUCCCGAUUCAAUUCCAAUCAUUCCCGAUAUUUUUUCCCGAUCAUAUACAUUUUAGCAAUGCACUAAGAAAAAAAUGAAUAAAACUCGGACGAAUAUAUACAUUCAACAUACAGUACGUAAGUACUGUAUUUGUUUAUUAUGACAAUAAAUCCUCAAGAUGGCAUUUACAUUAUCAACAUUAUUUCUGUGAGAGGGAUCCACGGAUAGAAAGACUUGUAAUUCUUAAAGGAUAAAUGUGACUUUGUAUAAUGUGACUAAAUAUUGCCAUCUAGUGUAUUUUUUUUUAGCUUUUAGUAAAUGAUACUGCAGCCAUUUAACUUCUGCCCAAAUGCAUGAUGGGAAGUGCAACCAUGACUGUGCAUAGGGGUACCAAUUCAUAUAUCUUCUCUGCGUUGGGAAAGAACAUAGGAUGUUAAGACAAUGAUCAACUACUACCUUUCUUCCCCACAUUGCCUCCCACGUUAUUUCUAAUUGCUGAGAGAGGUAUUGUAAGGCUUUAGCCACAUAAGAAAUGGCUCCUAAGGCUGUCAAAAUUCUCUCUACUCAUUAUAUGCUGCCUCUUAGAGCUAUUUAUAGGUAAAACAGCAUCUUUAUAGAUCGCACACGACAAUGCGUGAGUGGGUCGUGCAGCCCAUGCGUUAAUUAUUUAACGUGAUUAAUUAAAAAAAAAUAAUUGCCGCCAUUAACGCAUAAAAUUUGAUAGCCCUACUUUAAGCCAAAUCUACUCUGGAUGAGUGUAAGACAUUUUGUCUGUAACGUUAAAUACAAUUAGAAAACGAUUUAAAUAAAUAAUAUACUGUAUAUAUAUUAAAAAAAGGCAUGUCCGAUAUUUUUUUGCCGAUUCCGAUAUUUUGAAAAUGACAUGAAAUGCCGAUCGAUCGGGACAUCUUUAUUCAAAACUAAAAUAAAUCUUCUAAUUGGCCCAAUUUAACCAGGUGUGCCAAAUUUUGUGGCUCUAUAAACUGCCAAAGUGCCUUAAGAAAUCUCCUUCCUUUUAAUGGCAAACAAAGGGUCAUCAUGGCAACAGAGACAUGUGGACAUGGGCCUUAAAAUGUAGCAUUACAAAAGGUAAUUACACUGACCAACUUGAAAGGAACUGGGCAUGUAUAAGUAAAAUGAGUGACCUGUUGGCGCUGUAGGGUUGAUGCACAUGGCCCCUACAGGACCCAUCAGGGUAUAACUCUCAUCAAGCACAGGAAGUUUGGCGCAGAUAUCUUGUAACUCUAACAAAUUAUGACUGUUCAAAAUUUUGGGUGAAACAAAAUGGCGAUUGUUCUUCUUCUCUUUCCUGUUUGGACCUCUCUGCUUCAACAAAACCUCAGUAUUUUUCAUCAGGCACCUGAACAUAUGUCUUAAGGCUCUUCUGAUGCAGGUUUGAGGUCAAUUGAUAUUUUGUCCCUUGGAGUAGGAGACUGUCUAGUAAAAAAAAAAAAAAAAAAAAAAAAGACAUUUCCUUUUCACAGCAGUGGGUGCCAGGCCUAAAGGGUAAUAGUUCAAUGCAGUCGUGUUCAUGCUGGGAUACCUCUCACACAUGCCAAAUAUGAAAAAGACUAAACCUUGGAUCAGAGAGUUAUUAGUCAUUUAAUGAAUUUCGCGCGUUGCCAAAAAGGCCAACUUUGGCACCCCGCCCAGGUCAGGCCCGUAAAUGAAACCUCACCAUUUUGAUUACCUAAGAUCUCAUAUGUCUCAUGAACAGUCUCACCAAUUUUGACGAGGAUCCAACUAACUCCAAAUAUCUCAAAUGUGCACCGUGUAAAUCUACUAAAAUUUCUCAUUCAAUCCAAAAUACUCAAUUUCCUGUUUGGUUUGGGAUGUGGGUCCUAGAGAAUUUUUGUUGCAGUUUUGCACAAGGUAUCGACUCACCAAUUUUCAUCGCUCUACAUUGAAAAAAAACCUAAUGGGAGAGGCCGUUUUGAAAAAUUCAAGGGGCGCCAUUCGUUUUUUUUUUUUGGGAGGUUGCAAAAUUAUCAAAAUUUACGCCAUGCCGCAUGAAUGUCAAAAUUUUGGUGAGUUUUCAAGCAUGUUAAGGCCUCCAAACUGUCCAUUUUCAUUUGCCCUGAAAAACAUAAUAACAUAGACAUUUGCAUUGAAAUAGGGCUAUCGCGCCACUAGGUGCUCGGGCCCUAUAAAUAAUAUAUACAUAGAAACAUUUUAUGAGAGCUUUUUAUAUAAAUCAGUACAUUUCAGAAAAAAAAUUGAGACCAGAUGCAUAGUAAUCAGAUCUAGAACAUUUGCAAUUUUACAUUAAAAUGCUCUUACUCAUAAUGGUGUUCAUUUUAUCCACUCCUCUCAUUUAUUGAUUUUUCAUACAUGGUUGAGUUUGGGUAAGAGGCAGGGUACGCACUUGACUGGCUGCUAGUCAUUCACAGGAGUUGAAUUCGUUGGUCAUGAAACUUAAAAAGAUCCUCAGCUGUUGUUUUUUCGCACUCUCAUUUCAGUGUGGCCUUAAUACUCCACCCAUCAUGUCAAAAUGUACAUUCCAAUGUAUAUUGUGCUUUUUUGUUUGUUUGUUUGUUUUUAUUUUUGACAACCCAGACUGUGAUUAUGGUCAAGGAUUUGGGAGAGGGAGUGAUGCUGCACAAAAUGACUUUCUAUAUGUACAGAUUGUGCAAGCUGUCAAAAAGAUGCACUUAUGGACAUGCGGUAAAAUGAAUCCUUCAUUUGGAAUAAGCUUUUUUUACAUGAAGUCAAAAAAAUGAACCCUAUAUUUUUCAUCUUAUGGAUGCUACAAUGAAAUGAAUCACACUAGCUAACCCCAAGGCACUAUUUACACAGUGGGGGCUACAUGUGUUUUUUUUUAUACACCUGACCCAGACAGGGUAGCUGCAGGAUAGCAGUUUGGGCUGCUUCUUGUAUUUCUAAUCUUAACCCUCGCACCUCACACGAUACCCACUCUCGGGGUGGAGAUUGUACAAGGGAGGAGGCCUCAUUUUCAGUGUUUUUUUUUUUUUUGUUCAUUUCUACACGCAGACCAUCCUCAAAGGUGACACAAGCAGAAGGGUUUCUAUUGCCAAAAUGUUGGUGCUGUAAAUGCCUUUCUCAGGCCGAAUCUAAUGACAAAUGAAAGGCAACAACAGUAUGUAAAGCCUAUAAAUUAUUACUGACUUUGUAAAAAUUAAGAAAUUUGUUACCUUUUUCCUUUUUUUUUUUUUUUUUUUCUUUUUUACUGUUAAGUUAUAUGAAUUUAUUUCUCUUUUUGUCUAUUUUAUAGAGACUGGAUUUUCUAUCCAAUGACCAAAUGCAUAUCUCAUUGUACUGUUUAAUUUCAUGUAGAAUUUCUUUAAUGAACUGUUUUUAUUUGGUCAAAGCAUUGA
Molecule: messenger RNA, 6411 nt
Organism: Corythoichthys intestinalis (scribbled pipefish)
Lineage: Eukaryota; Metazoa; Chordata; Actinopteri; Syngnathiformes; Syngnathidae
Gene: mkxa
Product: mohawk homeobox a
Exons: 7
Coding region: 1-1386 (461 amino acids)
Biological process (GO): regulation of transcription by RNA polymerase II; muscle organ development; cell development
Cellular component (GO): nucleus
Molecular function (GO): DNA-binding transcription factor activity, RNA polymerase II-specific; RNA polymerase II cis-regulatory region sequence-specific DNA binding
Source: RefSeq, a predicted model, not a curated record